AUGCCCCAAGUUGUGAAACGUAUUUCUCCAGAGAUUGAGACACUUUCAACAAUUGAAGGACUUAAGUUGAUUAAGCAAAAGGUAUUCCCCGAUGAAAGGGGCUUCUUCAGUGAAUCUUACAAUGCUCGUGAGUGGAAAGAGGCUUUAGGGUUUGAGGAACAUUUUCUGCAAGAUAAUCACUCAUAUUCAAAAUUUGGAGUUAUUCGAGGGUUACAUGCACAAAAAGGGAUGGGAAAACUUGUUUCUGUACUUGUUGGCUCGAUUUUUGAUGUUGCAAUAGAUGCACGUUCGGGCUCUCCAACUUUUGGUAAAUGGCAUGGUAUUGUGCUUGAUGCCAAAGAAAAGACUUCUUUCUGGAUCCCGGAUGGUUAA
This is a messenger RNA of Meloidogyne enterolobii, 372 nucleotides long. Lineage: Eukaryota; Metazoa; Nematoda; Chromadorea; Rhabditida; Meloidogynidae. The record is from the annotation of a GenBank genome assembly.